AUGGGUCUCGCCGCCCCAAAGAACAAGCGCAAACUGGGCAAUGACCCUAACAACACGAAAUGGAGCCGUAACACCGAAAACUUUGGGCACCGCAUGCUUCGGUCCCAGGGCUGGGAGCCCGGCCAGUACCUAGGACCACAAGAUGCCUCCCAUGCCGUCUACCAUACGGCAGCGAGUGCGUCGCACAUCAAGGUUGCACUCAAGGAGGAUAACCUCGGGCUGGGCGCCAAGAUGAACCGCGGUGACGAGUGCACCGGCCUGAACGCCUUUAAGGAGAUGCUGGCAAGGCUGAAUGGCAAGUCGGAGGCUGCGAUUGAGAAGGACAAGAAGGCCAGGGAGGCCCACGCCAUGAACGUUUAUGUGGAGCGCAAAUUUGGGACGAUGCGCUUCGUAAGUGGCGGCUUCCUCGUCGGCGACGUUAUUCGAGAGAAGAAUGAGGCUGAGGUGGAGAGCACAGAUGCGACACCAGAGCCUGCAGAGACGUCGUUGAAGAAGGAGAAGAAACGCAAGGCUGGGCGAGACGAUGACGAUGAAGCACAAUCUAAAGAGGAGCGUAGGAGGGCCAAGAAGCAGAAGAAGUCCAUGAAGGAGACUGUUUCUGGCGGUGACGACGUUACAUCGGAAGAGGACUCGGCAAAAUACAAAAGUAAAAAGGACCACAAGAGCAAAAAGGAGAAGAAGCGAAGGAAAGAAGAGCCGGCUUCUGACGAACAGGAACCCGAGGACGAGGAGAGCCGUGAGAAGCGGAGGAAAAGGGAAAAGAAAGAACGCAAAGAGAGGAGAAGGGAGAAACGGGAAAAGAAAUUGAAAAAGAAGCAGCAGCGUGAAGAAGACAGUUCCUCUUCGGAGGCCAACUCGGACGAGGAGACCACUACGGUCGAUACCGGUGCGUCUACGCCAGUCGCCAGUGGUACUUCAACCCCUGUCUCGCAAGUCUCGGUUCGUCACCUCGCAAGGAGACGCUUCAUUGCUCAAAAGCGGAUGGCUCUGAAGGAUCAACAAGCAUUGAAUCAGAUAUUUAUGAUAAAAUCAUCCUGA
Molecule: messenger RNA, 1038 nt
Organism: Pyricularia pennisetigena
Lineage: Eukaryota; Fungi; Ascomycota; Sordariomycetes; Magnaporthales; Pyriculariaceae
Exons: 3
Coding region: 1-1038 (345 amino acids)
Molecular function (GO): nucleic acid binding
Source: RefSeq, a predicted model, not a curated record